Fraxinus pennsylvanica is the source of this 2220-nucleotide messenger RNA. The record is from the annotation of a GenBank genome assembly. Lineage: Eukaryota; Viridiplantae; Streptophyta; Magnoliopsida; Lamiales; Oleaceae.
AUGCCUUCUCGCAAAAGUGCUCCUAAGGUAGCUUACCCUUACCACUCUCCUCCACCUCCACCUCCACCUCCACCUCCACCUCCUCCACCACCACCUGCAUGCACAACACCUCCUCCACCACCUGCAUGUCCACCACCACCACUUGCUCCAUAUUCACCCCCUUGUCAUGGCCACCAUUGUGGACAUCAUCAUCAUCCACCUAGUGCUUCAUCCCCAACACCGAUAGAAAGUCCGACUCCUGCAUCACCGCCUUAUCCACCGAAAACACCACCUGGUGGCUUGGUCGUUCCACCGCCUAAACACUCACCAUACUUCUCACCAACUGCCGGUGGCCCAAUUCCACCAAAAACUCCUCCAGAUCCAGGGUCACCCACUCCAUCACCAAGUAAACCACAAACCACGGCUUACCCACCAUAUUAUCCACAACCACCAAGUCCAGCCAAGCCUGUUGGGCCAGUAUACCCACUGGGACAGCCCUAUACGCCGCCAAAUGGGGGCCCUUUAGCACCGUCACCAAACACCCCAUUUUCUUCUCCAUCAAACACUGUUGUGACACCGCGUCCAGGUGGUGGUGGUAACAACCACACAACCAUAAUCGCUGUGUGCGUAUCUUUUGGUGGUUUAUUCUUCCUUGCAUUCCUUGCAGUUGGUCUCUUUUGCUUAGCCAAGAAGAAGAAAAAGCCAAUUAUGGUUCCGACGGCUAAACAUGAAGAACCACCAAGACCUUACGGCGGAGGAGCCGCUGCCGCUCAUCAUCACGAGGAUUUUCCACCGAUGCACACACCCGUUGAUUUAGUCAAAAUGGACGCCUUACCCGAUCAUGAGUGGACCUAUCCUCAUCUCACGAACUAUGCAACCAUCGCCCCAUCCCAACAGCUGGUAGAAGACCACGUGGAGCCGCAGCCGGAGGAGCCGGUACAUAGAAUGGCGAAAUUGGCAUUGAAGGAGCAUCAAAUUUUCAUGACUGCAUGUGAAUUGGCAGUUGCGGAAGGUCAUAGCCACGACAAAUGCUUCACAAGGGCCGGGUGGGAUCGCAUUCUAUCGCUUUUCAACCGAAAGACGAACAAGAAUUGGACAAUCUCCCAACUAAAAAAUCACUGGCAGCAAAUGCGGCUCGAUCACAAGAUGUUAUUCGAACUACUGCGCUGCCCUGACGUGGAGUAUAACCUAACUGCCGGUAAUCGUAUGAUGGCUGAUGACGAGUUGUGGGAUCAAAAAAUCACGGAAAACCCCAUGUAUGAGAGGUUCAAGAAUAACGAAGUGGAAUACGCUUCCACCCCGACCAAGAUGUCACGACGUGGGUUCGGCAUGGACGACGAUAGAGAUGGUGACCAAGUCGCUGAUCAUUUGCCAAAUCCUGUUGAUUCUAAUGACGAAUCAGAUAUUGGCCACUCAAACGAAUCGAAAGCACGAUCAAGCAAGCGUAAUGACAAUAGACGUAAGUCCACACCACAUUCAGGAAAUGGCAAAAAAAAAUGUGGGGCACGUGCUAUCUCCACUUCAGUAGAUCAAAUGGCUGACAUGUCUACGGAACUGCAGUCGUUCAAUCCAAGAAAUAGUUCAAAUGAUCUUUCCAUAGACGAUUGUAUCGCGGAGAUCGAUGCAACUGGACUUGUUGACAGGAACAGCGAUCUUUUCAUGUUUGCUUUAUCAUUCCUCGGCAUUCAUGGAAACAGAGAUAUAUGGAGGGCCGCCAAAGACAAGGACACAAAAAUGUGUUGGUUGAAGUGGUCCUUUGAUGACUACAAGGAACGUAAAGUCGGUGCAUCACAUCAUCUUCCUUUUGAUGGGAAACAUACAACAUGUCACAAUAUCGUUUCCGACAUUGCAACCUUCAACCAAACUCCGAUGUGUUCAAUACUUCUGACGACGAGGUCGUCAAGCAGCAACUUGAAGAGGACAUUGAAACGUAGCUUGGAUAUUGUCGCACUUCCGAAGAAAUGGACUGCAUUGGAGCAAUUGAUGUUGAAGCUUAUAGCAGUUGGUGCUCUACCAGCUGUGGCAGAGGAACUAGUGGCUGCAAAAUUGGAGAUGUUAGGUGAAGCUACACUGCCCAUUGUGGUCCCCUCUGCAUUGAAAAAGGCCAUUAAUGGUGGUUUGGCAACUGUUAGUGGUGGUUUUGUAAAAUUUGGCCUUGGAGGACUGGGCAAUAAGGGUGUCAAAAAGGGCAAAGAGUGCUUGUGCCGAUUUGGAUAUUGGGGUGAGCUCAAGAAUGGUUAA